UUCUCCUUGUGUAGAUUUCAUGGAUGUGAUACAAUGACAAAGAUAGGCAAGUUAGAAACUACUGUAGAACUUAGUGUCCAGUUAUACAAUUAGAUACUAUAAUCAUAUACUAUAAGAUGAAGCCAUAUUGGUUCCAGAGGUGUUAAAAUGGGAUGGAGCUAUCUGGGCACUGCUUGCUUUUCCAAUAAUGUAAAUUUGAGAUGUCCUCACUUUCUCUCACUAGUUUCUCUCACUAGAAACAUCAUAAGUACCUCUUUGCUUGAAAUUCAACAAUUCCAUUCUCACUUGAAUUACUCUUCAGAAUCCUAUCGAAUUGAAUACCCAAAACCCAACUUGUUGAAUUCUUCGACUAGUGAAUUGACAGUAGAGAUCAUUCAUGCCAAAGUUAUAAAAAAGGGAUCUGUCCAACAGUUGCAAGUGGGGAACUAUGUUUUGAAUCUAUAUGUAAAAUCUCAGAACUUGGGUCAUGCACAAAAGGUGUUUGAUGAAAUUCCUGAUAGAGAUGUUCGGUCUUGGACGAUUCUUAUUUCUGGUUUUACUCGAAUUGGGUUAUCUAAAAUGGCAUUGGAUGUCUUUACUAAGAUGCAGAGAGAAGGCAUUAGUCCGAAUCAGUUUACUUUCUCGAGCAUUUUGAAGUGUUGUUCUAGUGUAAAUGAUGUUCGAUUGGGUAAGGUGAUUCUUGGGUGGAUGCUGCGUGAUGGCAUUGGUUUAGAUAUGGCGUUGGCGAACUCUAUCCUUGAUCAUUAUGCAAAAUGUGGGGUGUUUAACUAUGCCGAAAGAUUAUUUGAAUUACUGGCUGAGAAAGAUACCGUGUCAUGGAACAUAAUGCUUGGUGGGUAUUUGCAUAUUGGAGAUACAGUGAAGUCUCUUGAUUUGUUCAGAAGGUUGCCUUUCAAAGAUGCCGUGAGUUGGAAUACGGUUAUAGAUGGGCAUAUGCGAAAUGGGUUGAAAGGAAUUGCAUUGAAUCUUCUAUACGAGAUGGUAGAAGUUGGACCUAUGUUUAAUGAAAUUACUUUUAGCAUAGCUUUGGUCUUGGCUGCUUCUUUAUCAAUUUUGGAACUGGGGAAACAACUUCAUGGCAGGGUGCUGAGGGUUGGGAUCCAUGAAGAUGGUUUAGUAAGGAAUUCAGUUAUUGACAUGUAUUGCAAAUGUGGGCAAAUGGAGAAGGCAUCAGUGAAUUUCCGAAAUCUGCCUCAAGAUUUUGUGAGAACACGUGAUUCCAAGUUCUCUUCAGAUGAAUCGAUAGUGAGAUCUGUUUCAUGGAGUUCAAUGGUUAGUGGGUUCGUUCAAAAUGGUAGAUUGGAAGAGGCUUUGAAAUUUUUUUGCACUAUGGUUUAUGAACAGGUCGAGGUGGACAAAUUCACUCUCACAAGCAUUGUUUCUGCAUGUGCUAAUGCUGGGCUUUUGGAGCUUGGUCAGCAGAUCCAUGCCCAUAUUCUGAAAAUUGGGCACAAACCUGAUGUUUUCUUGGGUUCGUCAAUGGUUGACAUGUACGCCAAAUGUGGAAAGUUAAAUGAUGCUUGGUUGAUUUUCAUACAAACAAAGGUUCAAAAUGUUGUGUUGUGGACUUCAAUGAUAUCUAGUUAUGCUUUACAUGGGCAAGGAAGGGAGGCGAUUUCGCUUUUCGAGUUGAUGUUGAAUGAGGGGAUUACACCGAAUGAAGUGAGUUUUGUAGGGGUUUUAACUGCAUGUAGUCAUGCAGGUUUGGAAAAAGAAGGCUGCAGAUAUUUUAGGUUGAUGAAUGAAGCGUAUGGAAUCAAGCCUGGAGUUGAACACUUCACUUGCAUGGUAGAUCUUUUUGGCCGAGCUGGUCGUUUCGAGGAGAUAAAGGAUUUUAUUUAUAAGAAUGGUAUCUCUCAUCUGAGUGCGGUUUGGAGAGCAUUAUUAUCUUCUUGCAGAGUUCACAGAAAGGCUGAGAUGGCUCGGUGGGUUUCUGAGAAACUACUUGAACUUGAACCAUUUGAAGCCGGACCUUAUAUCUUGUUAUCGAACACUUGUGCUACUAACCACAAAUGGGUUGAGGCUGCUAAACUGAGGGCUUUAAUGCAAGAAAGGGGAGUUAAAAAACGUCCCGGUCUAUCUUGGAUUCAACUGAAGAAUCAAGUCCAUACUUUUGUCAUGGGAGAUAGGUCUCAUCCCCAAGAAGCUGAAAUUUAUUCUUGCUUAGACAAGCUAAUUGAAGAAUUAAAGGGGAUUGGGUAUUCAAAUGACGCAAAUCAGGUGAUGCAAGAUGUAGAAGAAGAACAAAAAGAAGUAAUUCUUGGUUUCCACAGUGAGAAACUUGCAGUUGCAUAUGGUCUUAUUAGCACAAGUUGCGGAACACCUCUUCGAGUUAUGAAAAACCUCAGAAUUUGUACUGACUGUCAUAACUUCGUGAAGUGCACUUCUCAGCUUUUAAAUAGGGAAAUAGUUGUUAGAGAUAUUCAUCGAUUUCAUCAUUUCAAGGAUGGGCACUGUUCUUGCGGAGACUACUGGUAAAUACAACAAGGGAUACUCACGCAUGUGAAACUUACGAGUCAUAAGCUAUGGAUCAUUCUGGAAGGCUGCAUGGGCCUUUUUAGAUGACCCGCAAAGCCACGGGACACAAUGGAAUGGUUCAACCUGAACCAACACCAAAGGCACCUAUUCAAAUGGGGUGCACUGGUUCACACCAAGUACAAUCAUUCAUAAGCCCAGCCCAAUUCAAAACAAUGAAACUCACUAGAGUAAGCCUAGCCCAAAAUAAAAUUAAAGCAAACACA
Messenger RNA from Cornus florida, 2741 nucleotides. Its product is annotated as putative pentatricopeptide repeat-containing protein At3g23330. The record is from RefSeq and is a predicted model, not a curated record. Gene Ontology annotation, biological process: RNA modification. The transcript has a single exon. Lineage: Eukaryota; Viridiplantae; Streptophyta; Magnoliopsida; Cornales; Cornaceae. Gene Ontology annotation, molecular function: zinc ion binding; protein binding; RNA binding. Bases 148 to 2478 code for a protein of 776 amino acids.